AUGAAGCUUGAAGAAAAACUAGAGAGCAAUGGGAGCGUGGUAGGAAGGAGUCAGCCAUACCUGGGUGAAAAUCACCAGGCAAAUGGGAAACCAAAGGCAAAUGGGAAAGCUGAGGUCUAUGUUAAGCAAGAGGCAAAUGGGAAGUGCAAGGAGCCCAGGAGAGGUCUCAACCUGUACACCUGGCAAGAGAUCCAGAGACACAAUCAGGACUCAGACCAGUGGCUAGUGAUCAGUCGUAAGGUUUACAACGUCACAGCCUGGGCUGACAGGCAUCCAGGUGGGCGCCGGAUCCUCAACCACUAUGCCGGGGAAGAUGCCACGGAUGUUUUCAGAGCCAUGCACCUGGAGCAUGACGUUGUACAGUUGUACCUUAAGCCACUGCUCAUUGGCGAGCUUGCCCCAGAGGAACCCAGCCAGGAGAGAAACAAAAAUUCACAGUUGGUGGAAGAUUUCCAAGAACUGCGGAGGACAUUAGAGGCUAUGAACAUGUUCGAUGCUAACUUAGGGUUCUUCUUCCUUCACCUCGCCCAGAUCUUGAUUUUAGAAGUCCUGGCCUGGCUGAUCCCAUAUCACUUUGGCAAUGGCUGGACUGUUACAAUAUUCGUUGCCUUUCUUCUCACAGUUUCUCAGGCUCAGAGUUCAUUUUUACAGCAUGACAUAGGACACCUUUCCAUAUUUAAGAAGUCCAAAUGGAACCACCUGAUGCACAAAUUUGUGAUGUGUCAUCUCAAGGGCUUGUCUGUAAACUGGUGGAAUAACCGACACUUUCAACACCAUGUAAAACCAAACAUCUACCCCAAAGACCCAGAUAUUGACAUGGGCCCACUUUUUCUGCUUGGAGAGACGCAACCUGUCAAGUAUGGCAAGAAGAAAAUCAAAUACAUUGACUACGAAAAGCAGCACCUGUACUUCUACAUGGUUGGGCUCCCUCUCCUCAUGCCUGUGUAUUUCAAUCUGCAAUCCAUGCAAAUGAUGUAUCUUAAGAAGUACUGGGUGGACAUUGCCUGGGUCAGCAGCUUUUAUAUCCGAUAUUUCAUCACAUUCAGCACUUUCUAUGGAAUUUUUGGAAGCUUUCUGCUCAUAUAUUUGGUCAAGUUUCUUGAAAGUCCCUGGAUUGCCUAUGUUACCCAGAUGAGCCACAUUCCAAUGAAAAUGAGCAAAGAGGAGAACCGGGAUUGGCUCAGCACUCAGGUUUUGGCCACUUGUAAUAUUGAACAGUCCUUUUUCAACGAUUGGUUUACAGGGCACCUGAACUUCCAAAUCGAGCACCAUCUCUUCCCCACGAUGCCUCGGCAUAAUUAUCACAAAGUGGCACCUCUAGUGCGAUCACUGUGUGCCAAGCAUGGAUUGAAGUACGUGAAUAAGCCCAUGUUGCGAGCGUUUGGAGAUAUCGUCAGGGCCUUGAAGAAAUCUGCAGCCCUUUGGAUGGAUGCCUACUAUGAAACAUGA
Lepus europaeus (European hare) is the source of this 1449-nucleotide messenger RNA. RefSeq names its product fatty acid desaturase 2-like protein FADS2B. The transcript has 12 exons. The record is from RefSeq and is a predicted model, not a curated record. Bases 1 to 1449 code for a protein of 482 amino acids. Gene Ontology annotation, molecular function: oxidoreductase activity, acting on paired donors, with oxidation of a pair of donors resulting in the reduction of molecular oxygen to two molecules of water. Gene Ontology annotation, biological process: lipid metabolic process. NCBI's taxonomy places the organism in Eukaryota, Metazoa, Chordata, Mammalia, Lagomorpha, Leporidae. Gene Ontology annotation, cellular component: membrane.